Molecule: messenger RNA, 2512 nt
Organism: Impatiens glandulifera
Lineage: Eukaryota; Viridiplantae; Streptophyta; Magnoliopsida; Ericales; Balsaminaceae
Product: ankyrin repeat-containing protein At5g02620-like
Exons: 3
Coding region: 555-2282 (575 amino acids)
Cellular component (GO): plasma membrane
Molecular function (GO): protein phosphatase regulator activity; protein phosphatase 1 binding
Source: RefSeq, a predicted model, not a curated record
UCUUCCCUGAUAUGAUAAUAUGCUCUUUUUUUCUUUUACCGGGUUUAUAUAUUAUAUAUAAUCAAUCCAUGAACAUUAUCUUUUCUGCUGUCUCUGUCAUUUAUCCUUAUCAUUUUACUUAAUCCUGAAAUCAAGAAGAGUAGUAGCAGAAACAAACAACGAGAGAAGAGAAAGCAGAUACGAUUCCUUCCUUCUUUCUUACCCUACUUUUUUCCUGUCAGCCUAACGCGAGCGAUGCUGCCGCAGAGUUCUUAAUUUUUAAUUGUAAGCCUUUUCUGAUCGAUAAAUCUAUCUGGGUUUUGAUCCUUGCUCGUGUGAUUCACCUGGUAAAGAAUCUUUCUGUGUUUUGUCUUUCGUGAGGUGGGUUUUUGGCGUAUGCCCUUGAUUUUGUUCAUCUGUUAACCUUUCUCUCUGUGGGUUUUCUAUAUUUUACUGUUGAGUUAAGAUUAUUCUCGAUGGAUUCGAUAAAACCCUGAGAAAUAGAUCAACAAAACCUGUUCGUGCUUUGAAAUUGUAUCUUAAUUUGCUGAGAUCAUCUGUAAUUGGUUUGAUUGAUGACCAUGGAAAGACAAACUAGUUUCGUAGGUGCGAAAUUGGAAAAGCAACAAAGUUUUAAUCGAAUCAUGGAGAAGCAGAAGAGUUUUCGAGGAUUGAUGGAGAAACAGAAGAGUUUCAGAAUGGCUGUUGAGAGACAGCUCAGUUUUGGAGGUGAAAGGAAAAGAGGAAAAGAUUCACCUGGAAAGAGAGGCGAUUCUUCCCUUCAUUUGGCUGCAAGAACUGCCCAUCUGAGUAGAGUGAAAGAUAUGAUGACUAGGUUUGAUUCAAACGCAGUUAAAGAUUUGUUAUCUAAGCAGAAUCAAGAAGGGGAGACACCUUUAUAUGUAGCUGCAGAAAAUGGCCACGCAAAUAUUGUUUCUGAAUUCUUAAAGCAUUUAGACCUCCAAACUGCAUCUAUUGCUGCAAGGAACGGAUAUGAUCCAUUUCACAUUGCAGCAAAGCAAGGCCAUCUUGAUGUGUUGAAAGAACUUUUACAGUGUUUUCCAAAUCUGGUGAUGACAACAGAUGCAGCAAAUUCAACUGCUCUCCACACUGCAGCAGCUCAAGGGCAUAUUCAUGUAGUUGAUCUGCUUCUGGAAGCAAACUCAAAUCUUGCUAAGAUUGCUCGUAAUAAUGGUAAGACUGUUCUCCAUACAGCAGCAAGGAUGGGAUACUUGGAAGUGGCGAAAUCGAUAUUGAGUAAAGACCCAACAAUCGGUUUGAUGACUGAUAAGAAGGGUCAAACCGCCCUCCACAUGGCUGUGAAAGGGCAGAAUGUCGAAAUAGUUCAAGAAGUUAUCAAGCCCGACCCUAAAGUCUUGUGCUUGGAAGAUAACAAAGGAAAUACUGCAUUGCACAUUGCCACAAGGAAAGGCAAAUUUGAGAUUAUAAGGGCUCUAAUAUCUUCUGAGGGCAUCAAUGUGAACGCCAUGAACAAGGCGGGAGAGACACCUCUGGACAUUGCAGAGAAAUUCGGGAAUCAGGAAAUCACGACCACCCUGAGAGAAGCAGGAGGAGUUAAUUCCGGUGAUAACGGAAAGCCUCAAAAUCCGGCGAAGCAGCUGAAGAAAACCGUGAGUGAUAUCAAACACGACGUGGAGUCCCAACUGCAGCAGACACGUCAGACAGGAUUCAGAGUUCGUAAAAUCGCAAAGAACGUGAAGAAGCUUCACAGCAGCGGUCUAAACAACGCCAUCAACUCGGCGACAGUUGUCGCCGUCCUAAUCGCCACCGUAGCUUUUGCGGCCAUCUUCACUGUCCCUGGCCAAUACGUUCAGGACAAGACUCCUGGUUUCUCUCUCGGGCAGGCCCACAUAGCGAAAAAGGCAGCCUUCAUAGUUUUCUUUGUAUCGGACAGCCUGGCGCUUUUUAUCUCGUUGGCGGUUGUCGUUGUCCAGACAUCUGUCGUCGUGAUAGAACAGAAGGCGAAGAAGCAGCUCGUGUUUGUGAUCAACAAGUUGAUGUGGAUGGCUUGUUUAUUCAUUUCCAUCGCGUUUAUCUCCCUUAGCUACGUUGUGGUGGGAUCGAAUCAAAUGUGGCUGGCAGUUUUCACCACACUUGUUGGUAGUGUAAUUAUGAUGACAACAAUUGGGACGAUGUGCUAUUGUGUGGUGCGUCAUAGGAUGGAGGACUCGAAGAUGAGGAACAUUAGGAGGACCAGCACCUUGUCGAGAUCGUUCUCGAUGUCUAUGCAUUCUGAUCCGGAUGUGAUGAAUGAAAGCUACAAACGGAUGUAUGCUGUUUGAGACAGAAUUCUGUCGGUUUGUUUGUUUGUUUGAUGGCUCGAUGAAGCAGGCAGGCAGGCUAUCCAAAGAGGAAUUAUAUAUGAUGAUGCAGUAUCUUUCUUGUAAUGUAUAAUGAUUUAUUAGUGUUCAAAUUUGAACUUUAAUAUCAAUUUUUACUAUGACCUCAUAUGAGAAUACUUGGAUACAAAGAGUUUUGGAUUGAAAAAUGUAUCCUAAUGGGGUUAUGUUUA